ACAACAACAACAACAGCUCCUAGAAUAAACAGCACGCGUGCAUGAGUGUGCACGAGUCUCACAUCCAUGCGAGCAACCCAGGAAAGUGGUGGUGGUGGUGGUGGUGGGGAGGGGGUCUUUAAAAAACACACAAUCACACAAUACACAAUGGUGUUGCCCGGGGCUGCCGCGGUAGCUCUCAGACUAACCCGGCAGAGGCAGCCGGAGACCCGCUCGCCUCCUUUGCGUGACAGCUGCGGGGCCAAUGGCAGCGUGCACGGGGCCAGCUGCGCCCGGCUGCAGCCAAUGGAAAAACGCGGAGCAGCUCCCGGAUCCGGAGGGUGAGGUUAGGCUGGCUGCCGGAGCCACACCGCCGAUGAGAAACUUCCAGCGGAGCCGAGCAGAGCUGCUGCCGCUGCGGCCGCUGCAGUGGCCAUUUUAGGUAAGAAGUUUGUGGAGGAGGCUCGUGUGUGUGUGGAGGUUGUGCAGCCCCGGGAUGUGUGCGAGAGUCCGGCAUCCACAGUGAAUGAACCCCGCGGAUCUGCCUCCUUUAUGUGGAUCAAACUCCUCUUCCUCCUCCCUCCUCCUUCCCUCACCUCCUCAUCCCUCUCUCCUCUCUCCCCCUCCCUCCCCUGCCUGCUAAUUUUUUAUGCAUUUUUCUAAACUGUCAUGGCGAUUUUGUGUCCUUGGAAAUAAAAGAAGAAGAAGCGCCAGUGGGGUUUAUUUUCUUGGUUUUCCGGGCGGAGGAGAUGGAGACGUCUCGCCGGUGAGAGCGAGCGAGUGUCCGGAGCAGAUGCAGUGAAGGGAUAGAAGAUGAAAAUACACAAAAAGGACAAGCAGCAGAUGUUCACUGGUCUCCUGAAGCACACGCCACCUCCAGCCUCCGCUGCAGCAGCCUCCUCCUCUGCCUCGGACCAAAACAGCAACGCACAAACCACAGUUCCUACAAUCCCACGGGGACACCUUGUCUUGGGCCCCAGGGAUCAGCUCCGCCUCAUCUCCCCCGUGGGCAGCACGGCUACGUCCAAUCACUGCACGGCCGCCGGGGCCCACGCCACUAGACACUCCGGAGGAGCCCCGCGGCCACCGUCCUCCCUGAGCGAGGAGGACGAUGGAGGAGGCGGAGGCAGGGUGAAGAAGAAACGAAAGAAAAAGGACAAGAGACAAUGGGAGCGAGGGGACGUUGAGGAAAGGGAAAGCAGCAAACCAAAGAAACGAAAAGAUGAGAAGGCGGCGAUGGUGGUCACGCUGAGGAAGAGCAAGGAGCCCAAGGAAGGCAAAGAGCGGAGGGAGCGCAGGAGCAAGGGGAAGGAGGGCAGGAAGGAGAGCGGGGCAGACCUGAAGAAUGUUCCGGCAGGAAAAAUGGCCGCUGUGGCUGCCGGAGCAGCUCAAGUGCCGGUUAAGGUGCCUGGAAGGAGGGGGAGGAAACCGAAAGUCAAGAUCCUUCCUCCUGUUCCGACAAAUCAAGCAGCUCCUCCUUCAAGACUCCAUGCUAAGGUCCCGGUGCAAAUCCACGGCACCCAUGCCAAGAACCACGGCCAGGCCAACAGCAAGACCCCAGUCCCCUCAGCACCCAAACAGAGGGGCCGCAAACCCAGAGAUCCUGGCGCAGCGCCCGUGGAAAAGAAGAAGAAGGGGAAGAGGAGAAACCAGGAAGUGGCUGUCCAGGAGGGGGCGGAGAGUGACGACACUACCUCAAUGUCAGCCCUCAACAUGGGCGGAGAGGACAGCCAAGACCCCCUGGAUAUUGCGAAACGGCGUUCAGGGCGACAAGUCAAGAGGAGGAAGUACAACGAGGAUUUGGACUUUAAGGUGGUGGAUGAUGACGGAGAGACGAUCGCUGUCCUCGGAGCCGGUCGCAUCUCAGCGCUCAAUGCCACUGCUCUGGCGUGGCAGGCAGAGGAACCACCUGAGGACGAGGCCAACAUCAUUGAGAAAAUUCUGUCCGUCAGAACGGCGAAGAAAGAGACCUCACCCUCAGAGGACCAAGUGGAGGAGACUGAGGAGUUUUACGUCAAGUACAGAAAUUUUUCCUACCUACACUGUAAAUGGGCCACGCUGGAGGAGCUGGAGAAAGAUCCUAGAAUCCACCAGAAGAUUAAACGCUUCAGGACCAAACAGGCCCAGAUGAAACAUCUGUUCACCGAGCCUGAUGAAGAUUUAUUCAACCCGGACUAUGUAGAGGUGGACAGAGUUCUGGAGGUGGCUGUUACCACUGAUACUGAGACUGGAGAGGAGGUGACGCAUUACCUGGUUAAAUGGUGCAGCCUGUCAUACGAGGAGGCGACGUGGGAGCUGCAGGAGGACUUGGAUCCAGAGAAGGUGAAAGAGUUUGAGCACAUCCAGAAGCUGCCGGCAGACCUCCGACACAUGGAACGACCUUCUCCAGAGAAGUGGCAGAAGCUGGACAAGUCGAGAGAUUACAGGAAUGGAAACCAGCUCAGAGAAUAUCAGCUAGAGGGAAUGAACUGGUUACUGUUCAACUGGUACAACAGAAAAAACUGUAUCCUGGCUGAUGAAAUGGGUUUGGGAAAGACCAUCCAGUCCAUCACCUUUCUGUUUGAGAUCUUCAACAUGGGGAUCCGCGGCCCCUUCCUCAUCAUCGCGCCGCUGUCCACCAUCACCAACUGGGAGAGAGAGUUCCGCACGUGGACGAACAUGAACGUCAUCGUGUAUCACGGCUCGCAGAUCAGCCGUCAGAUGAUCAUGCAGUACGAGAUGUUUCACAGAGACGCGCAGGGCAACAGUAUCCCUGGCGUGCUGAAGUUUCACGGGUUGAUCACCACCUUUGAGAUGAUCAUGGCUGAUUGUCCGGAGCUGAGGAAGCUGCACUGGCGCUGUGUGGUGAUCGACGAAGCCCAUCGACUGAAGAACAGGAACUGCAAACUGCUGGAGGGACUCAAACUCAUGAACCUGGAACACAAGGUUCUGCUCACAGGAACCCCUCUGCAGAACUCUGUGGAGGAACUGUUCAGUCUGUUGAACUUCUUGGAGCCGCUGCAGUUUCCCUCAGAAAGCAGCUUCCUGGAGGAGUUUGGAGACCUCAAAACAGAAGAACAGGUGAAGAAGCUUCAGGCCAUUUUGAAGCCGAUGAUGUUACGAAGACUUAAAGACGAUGUAGAAAAAAACCUGGCACCCAAAGAAGAGACCAUCAUAGAGGUGGAGUUGACCAACAUUCAAAAGAAAUACUACAGAGCGAUCUUAGAGAAGAACUUCUCCUUCCUGUCCAAAGGAGCGAACCAGCACAAUAUGCCCAACCUCAUUAACACCAUGAUGGAGCUCCGCAAGUGCUGCAACCACCCCUACCUUAUCACAGGAGCUGAAGAGAAGAUUCUGGAAAGUUUCAGGAAGAGCCACAGUCCGGACGCGCUGGACUUCCAGCUGCAGGCGAUGAUCCAGGCGGCCGGAAAACUGGUGCUGAUUGACAAGCUGCUGCCCAAACUGCUGGCCGGGGGACACAAAGUCCUGGUCUUCUCACAGAUGGUCCGCUGUCUGGACAUCCUGGAGGACUACCUCAUCCAGAGACGCUACACGUAUGAGCGCAUCGACGGCCGUGUGCGAGGGAACCUGCGGCAGGCGGCCAUCGACAGGUUCUGUAAGCCCGACUCGGACCGCUUCGUCUUCCUGCUCUGCACCAGAGCUGGGGGGCUGGGAAUCAACCUGACGGCCGCAGACACCUGCAUCAUCUUCGACUCAGACUGGAACCCGCAGAACGACUUGCAGGCUCAGGCACGCUGUCACCGGAUUGGCCAGAGCAAAGCGGUGAAAGUCUACAGACUGAUCACCAGGAACUCGUACGAGAGGGAAAUGUUCGACAAGGCCAGUCUGAAGCUCGGACUGGAUAAAGCUGUUCUCCAAGAUAUAAACCGUAAAGGAAGCCUCAACGGGGUGCAGCAGCUUUCAAAACUGGAGCUGGAGGACUUGUUGAAAAAAGGAGCGUAUGGGGCCCUGAUGGACGAAGAAGACGAGGGCUCCAAGUUCUGCGAGGAAGACAUUGAUCAGAUUCUUCAAAGACGAACUCAGACCAUCACCAUCCAGACUGAGGGGAAAGGCUCCACAUUCGCUAAGGCCAGUUUCACCUCAUCUGGAAACAGAACGGACAUUUCUCUGGACGACCCCAACUUCUGGCAGAAAUGGGCCAAGAUCGCUGAAGUGGAGAUCGACUCCAAAUCCGAGAAGGAGUCCCUGGUGAUCGACACGCCUCGGGUGAGGAAACAGACCCGUCACUACAACUCCUUCGAGGAUGACGAGCUGAUGGAGUUCUCCGAGCUGGAAAGCGACUCGGAGGACCGGCCGUGUCGCAGUCGUCGCCUGGGCGAGCGCAGCCGACGCUACCUCCGUGCUGAGUGUUUCCGGGUCGAAAAGAAUCUACUGAUCUUUGGUUGGGGUCGGUGGAAGGACGUCCUAAACCACGGUCGCUUCAAGUGGCACCUGGCAGAGAGAGAUAUGGAGGUGAUCUGCAGAGCUCUGCUGGUCUACUGUCUGAGACACUACAAAGGUGACGACAAGAUCAAGAGCUUCAUCUGGGAUCUGAUCACACCCACCAAGGAGGGCCAGGACCAGACGCUGCUCAAUCACUCCGGUUUAUCAGCUCCGGUCCCUCGGGGUCGGAAGGGGAAGAAGCUGAAGAAUCAGCUGAACAUUCCUGAAGUGAAGAACGCUGACUGGCUGGUCCACUGUAACCCUGAAGUGGUUCUGCAGGACGAGAGCUACAAGAAGCACCUCAAACAGCACUGCAACAAGGUGCUGCUGAGGGUGAGGAUGUUGUACUACCUGAAGGUGGAGGUGUUGGGUGAGGCUGCCAAUCAGGCUCUGGAGGGGAUACCUGCCAGUAAACUUGAGGUGUCGCUACCAGACAUCGACUACAUUGAGAUCCCCGCGACGUGGUGGGACGCAGACGCCGACAAGUCCCUCCUCAUAGGAGUCCACAAACACGGAUAUGAGCGGUAUAACGCCAUGCGUGCUGAUCCGGAGCUGUGUUUCCUGGAGAGGGUGGGGAUGCCAGAUGUCACGGCGCUGACAGUUGAACAGGGUGGAGGAGAGGGGGCUGCAGACAUGACCGACAGUGUUUGUAAAACAGAGGAGGCGAAGGAUGAUGCUGAAAACAAAGCUGACGGAGGAGAGGACAGAGACGAGAGCAGCAAGGGAGAAGAAACCUGCUCCAGCACUGAUACCUCGGACAAACCUGACAGUACAGGUCCAGACUCCCAAAUGUUGACUGAUGUCUGCGUCCAGGAUGGGCCUUUGGUCACCACGACAACAACGGGAACAGGAACGGGUGUGGCGGCUCUGCACGUGGUCCAGGCUCGACCUCUCUGGCCCACGGGCCCAGCCUUGACGGCUCGUGUGCGGCGCCUCAUCACCGCCUACCAGCGGUUCACGCUGCGCCGCGAGCCACUGCUCAGGCACGACUUCCUGCUUCACGAUGGCCUUGUUGGCAUGGGGAUGGGAGGAGGCGGAUCCUCUCACAGUCAUCAUGCUGGCGGACCGUUGGCGUGGCAGCUGGGAGAAGAGCUGAGGAGGUGUUCCGUUGUCGCCACAGAACCGGACCCUCUGUUUCUGGAGUGGCAGAGGAGGUGGACUCGUCGAGAGCAAGCGGACUUCUACCGCACCGUGUCGUCGUACGGGGUGGUCUACGACCCAGAGAGGAAAACCUUCGACUGGUCUCAGUUCAGAGCUCUGGCCCGACUGGAGAGGAAGACGGACGAGAGUUUGGAGAGAUACUUUAACUCCUUCGUCAACAUGUGCAGGACGGCCUGCAAGCUGCCUCUGAGGAAGGAAGAAGGGCUGGUGGAUCCCGCAGUGCUCGUGGAGCCUCUGACAGAGGAGAGAGCCGCCCGGACUUUGUAUCGCAUCGAGCUGCUCCGCAAAAUCAGAGAGCAGGUUCUCCGUCACCCGUUACUCUCCGCCCGCCUCCAGCUGUGCCGCCCCUCCCUCUACCUCCCGGUCUGGUGGGAGACCGGCAAACACGACCGCGACCUCCUCAUCGGUGCGGCACGUCACGGCUUGAGUCGAACCGACUUCUACAUCCUCAACGACCCCCAGCUGAGCUUCCUGGAGGCUCACAGGAACUACGUCAAAAGACAGCCCUCUCACCUUCAUCCUCAGAGUUACCAUCACUCUCACCAUCCUGGCUUGUCGAUCUCGUCCUCUUCUUUCUCCUCGUCGCAUCCGCAGCUGCCGCAUCCUCACUGCUGCUUGUACGACUCAGGUCUCGGUCGUCACUCCCCUCAGCCUCCUGAAUACCCCCACCAGUCCUCUCACCACCACCAGCAUCACCACCAGCAUCACAUUAUGCCUCCAUCAGCUCCUUCUCCUUCGUCCUCUUCUUCCUCUUCCUCUCACCCUCACCUCCAACCUCCGCCGCUGGAUGCCCACGAUUCUGCCUCACCGAGCCUGGGAAUGGUGCCUGGGUCACGGGGAGAUUUCCUUGACUGUCCCCCUUUGGAUGAAUCCCUGGAGCUGAGUUCCCUGCAGCAUGACGCCAUGUCUGCAGAUGCGUUACAUGGAGGGAAAACGUCCAAAGAUGCCCUCAACGGUUUCCCGUUCAACUCUGCUGCAGGAGGUCAGAGUAUGCUCAACUCGUACGGCGUGGGCGGAACAGACCUGGAUUCAAAACUAAGGAGUGACGUGCUUGUAGGCGAGCAGGGUUCGUCAGAGGAAACAGGGCUGAUGGCGCCGUCAGUGGAGCUGGACCAGUUACAGGCUCCCUGGGACGGAACAGACCACUCCAGUCCUGCUCACCACAUGUUCAACGAGUCCGAUCCAAUCCUGGGUCCCUCCGCUCUGGAGACCGGCUUUCUGGAGGAGGAGGACGAGGAGACGCAGGGGGGAGACAGAGGAGGGGAGGAAGGUGGAACGCUGGAGGAGUGUCUGGGCCUUCCGCCCUCAUCCUCCCCGUCCCACCCAUCUGCAGGAGAUUCAGUGGAGCCGCUGUCCUCCAGCUACAUGCUCUUUAAGGACAUUGGUGUGAGUGAGGAACCCAGCGCCGAUCAAACUGACCUGUCAGUGAGCCCUCCUCCGCCGUACGUCCCCCCUCCUCCCCUCUCUCUGUCUGACAUCACCGCCCACGAGCCACAGGACAGGCUGGGCCACUCCGAUGUCGCUGUGAGCCUGACCAAUCCUGUGGACGAGGAAGAGGAGCGGGACGGAGGCGCUGGGUUUGAGUUCGACGAGAAGGAGGAAGAAGAUGUGGAAGACUUGUCGGGGGAGAACAUGGAGCAGAGGGGACACAAAGAAGGAGAUCGGCGUCUGGAAGGAGAGCAGAGUGACACGCAUCAAGACCAAAGUUUGGGAGUCUUGAAUCCACACAUGGACCAGAUCGAUGGGUUAGAACCAGAAGAACAGGACGAGAGGAUGGACGUGUCAAACCAUCUGUCUCAAGACUUUCAGCAGCGCUUUGAGCAAGGACAACAUAAAACGGGCUUUCCCCGAGUCGUGCAUCCUUAUCUCGGGAAGAUCGAGCAGUGUCCCGAGUCUAUUGAAGAGCCGGAGGAGGAGGUGGACGGGUUGAUUUUGUAUCAGACCGUUGAUGGAGAGACGAAUGAAAAGUCUGGAACUUUAAUAGGAAAUGCAUCUGAAGAGUUCCUGCAAGCGAGAGAAUUAGCAGAAGAUUCCAGAGAGGAUGGUUCGAUGGAGCACACAGAUCUUUCAGAUCAAGUUGAUGAGGACGUUCCGGUGAAACAAUCAAACACUAAAGCCUGUGAGACCGAGCUGGACGAUGUCUACUCAGACUGCACACGACCCUCCUGCCCUUCAGCCUCCCUCACCUCUGUUACAGACGCAUCAAAGUCUGAUGAGACCAACACAAAGAACGGUGGGAAUGUCGCCACAGAUCAGGAAGAUUACGAAGGUCCAGGUGAAGACUGUAAGAACGGAGCCCUGACAAUCGCCCCAUAUCAGGACAACAAAGACAAUCUGCUUCAACGCAUCAAAAUCAAACCCGUCGCUGCUCUGCCUGAAAACAGCAUUGACGCGAAACCAUCCGAUCUUAAAUUCCCUCUGUUACCAAACGAUGGGGGUGAGAAGAAACUGGCUCAACUGGAGCAGCCAAUCAAGGUAGAGGAGACAAAGAUGGAGGUCGCUGAGGAGGCGUUACCCGUAUACCCUGACAGCUGUGAAGUCAAACAUGCAAAGUUUCUCGCUUACCCCGUCAAGUCAGAAAAGUUAGUGACCAAAGCGGAGCAGUUAGAUUAUCCCCUGAAAGAAGAAACCCCGCAGUCAAAACCCGAAGAUCUAAGCAUCUCCAUGAAGCCUGAGAGCGUGGACCAUAAACCUGAAGUUCUCCAGUUUGCAGCCUUCUCAGAUGGCGUCGAAGUCAAACCUGAAGCCAAACCAGUGGCUCUCGACUUCACGUCUUAUCCAGAUGUCGCCAAGCUUAAGAGUGAGACGAAGCCAGAGGGUUUAGGGUUAACAGCUUUUCCUGACACGUCCGUCAUCAAGCCUGAAGCCAAGCCGGACGUUCUGGAGCUCGCAGCCUACCCGGACAGCUCAGAGGUCAAACCUGAGGCCAAGCCCGAGGGCCUCGAGUUCACGGAGAUCAAAUCUGAGACGAAGCAGGAGCUGCUGGAGGCCGACAGCACUGUCCUGACCCCGAAGCUCGAGCAAGCGGACGGGCUGGUGGACUCCUCGGAGAGCCUGGUGGAGAAAGGCCAAGUGAAGGAGGAGAGGCCGAGUACACCAGUCCCUGUGGUGGAAGGAUACGCGGGCAGCCCCAGGUUUGCAGCUCCCAUCUCCAUGUGUGACAUUCCCGACAGUCUCCAUGACGCCAGGGAGCCGACCAUCGCUCAGCUCUUACAGGAGAAGGCACUUUACUCGUUCUCAGAGUGGCCGAAGGACCGGGUGAUCAUUAAUCGUCUGGACAGCAUCUGUCACGCCAUCCUGAAAGGGAAGUGGCCUUGGCCCAGCGAGCAGCACGACGCGCCUGGUUCCCUCUCCGCCAACUCCUGCCUGGCCAACAGCUUGGCCCAGCACCACCACCACCACCACCAGCAGCGAGCGGGAUUCCUCCCCACCACGACCUCAAGCUCCGUCCAGGGACAGGCCAGAGUUCAGCAGACAAACCCGGGACUGGCGUUCCAGAUCCCUCCGCCUCUGACGAGACUACCUAAGUACAUGCCGCGGGGCGGCGCAUGCGGGCGCGGAGCUUGGCGCCUCACCUCCUUGCCUCUCUUACAGGAGAGGCUCGUGGCUCCUCCCUACCUCCCCGAGCUCAAACGUGCAGGAGGUCGGAGGUCUUUCGACUACGAAGCCGCGGCCGCUGCAGCCGCUGCCAAGGUUUUAGCUGGGAAAUCAGCGUCGGCGUGCCACGCUGCCGCCGCCACAAGCUCCAGUGGUGAGAAGGUGCCGGUGGUGGCCCCGCCCUCUCACCGCACAGGAGCCAUGUUGAUGAACGGCUGGCAAGAAGCAGCCAUCGAUCUAACCAAGUCGUCUACAGAAAUAAGCACCACUAGUGGCAGUGGCUCGGGUGACGCUGUGGUUGCACCAGGAAUCAGCCACCACGGUGCCGGCAGCGGCCACAAGCUGCCGCCGCCCCCCAUCACAGCACCGUUAACUGGCUCUGUGGGAAUCGACAUGGCGGGGAUACUGCAGGCCGGGCUCAUCCAUCCUGUUACAGGGCAGAUAGUUAACGGGAGCCUGAGGGGAGAUGACUCACUGAGGAGGAGGAGAGGGAGGAGGAGAAACGUGGAAGCUCUGUACUCUGAGUUCACCAAGAGCCGAGGACUGCACCUCCCUGAGACACAGGUGGGUCAGUGUGAGGCCAGUUUGAACUGUGUGUAG
This is a messenger RNA of Paralichthys olivaceus (Japanese flounder), 9759 nucleotides long. NCBI's taxonomy places the organism in Eukaryota, Metazoa, Chordata, Actinopteri, Pleuronectiformes, Paralichthyidae. The record is from RefSeq and is a predicted model, not a curated record.